Molecule: messenger RNA, 1680 nt
Organism: Neltuma alba
Lineage: Eukaryota; Viridiplantae; Streptophyta; Magnoliopsida; Fabales; Fabaceae
Product: G-type lectin S-receptor-like serine/threonine-protein kinase LECRK3
Exons: 1
Coding region: 331-1101 (256 amino acids)
Source: RefSeq, a predicted model, not a curated record
UUAGAAAUUAGACGACUUGAUCACCAUCCUCAUAUUCAUCACCGAUAGCCCCAAGAAUCAAUGACUUUGAUAUAAAUUUAACGUUUUGUUCAAAGUCAAAGCUAGCCCUCUUCACAAUGGCUUCCACUUUGGACUUGGUGAUGACCACUCAGAAUUUGCCAUCAAUUACCACCUGAGCCUUCUUCGUUGACCACCGCCUGAGGUUAUACAAGAAAAAUCCACAGCCUUAGCUGUUUGGACAAAAAAAGGAAAACAUCCAAGUUCACUAUAAGUAAAUAGUAAUACAACCCUAUUAUUCUUCAAUCUUUAUACUGCAAGUAUGCUAUUACCAUGAAUCUCCUUCACCAGCAUGGCCUCUCACUGCUUCUUGUGCUAUCAUCUAUGGUGGUAGUAUCCCAAACCGCAAACAUAACCUUAGGAUCAUCUCUAUUAGCUUCUAAGGAUUCCUCCUCUUCAUGGCUAUCACCGUCUGGGGAAUUUGCUUUUGGCUUUCGUGCCACCAACAAUGAUCAAAAUGUCUACUUGCUCGCCGUCUGGUAUGACAAAAUCCCAGAUAAAACCAUAGUUUGGUGGGCAAAUGGAGAUAAUCCAGCGCCAGAAGGAUCAAAAAUUGAACUCACUACGAGGGGUCAGUUUAUGCUCACUGGUCCAAAAGGCGAGGAGAUUCCGCUUCCUAUGUCUAUUGCUGAUGAUGAGAUUUCCUAUGCUGCUUUGCUUGACACAGGCAAUUUCGUCCUGGUCAAAAGUUCUAGUUAUGUGUGGGAGAGCUUCAAGAACCCUACAGAUACGUUGCUUCCAACUCGGGUACUGGAAAUUGGUGGUAAGCUAACUUCAAGGCAAAUGGACAGAAACUAUUCAAAGGGAAAGUUUCAACUUCGCAUUCAAGAUGAUGGAGAUGUAGUCCUUCAACCAAUUGCCCCAGCUACAGAUUUUGCCUAUGAGCCUUAUUUCAACAGCAAAACAACUAAUAAUUCUGAUCGCAUGGAUUCUGGGUACCGCCUGGUUCUUAAUGAGUCAGGUUUUGUGAAUGUGGUCAGAAGGAAUGGCAACACUCUCAAUAUUGCAAAUAAAACACAAGCUCCUUCAGGGGAUUUCUAUUAAAGGGCGACACUUGAUUUUGAUGGGAUUUUCACUCAGUAUGCUCAUCCUAGAGAUAACAAAAGUAGGAACUCGGGUUCUUGGAUCACUGUUUGGUCUAUCCCUGACGACAUUUGCUCAGAUAUGACUGGUGACUUGGGAGGAGGACCUUGUGGUUACAAUGGCUUCUGCAGACUUGAUGCUAAUAGAAGGCCUAUCUGUGAUUGUCUUCCUGGGUUUUCCCCCUUGGAGCCCACUAAUAAGUUCAAUGGCUGCAAGCUAGACAAGCAAGUAACUUGUGAAUCAAGCAGGCCAAAACCAGAAGAUAUGUACAAAAUGCAAGAGCUAUCCAAUACUUUUUGGCCCAGUUCUUCAAAUUUUGAACAAUUGCAGGGACUAAAUGAAAAUGACUGUAGCAAAUCUUGCCUCUAUGAUUGCUACUGUGUGGUUGCUGUUAUAAAGGAAUGCACAUGUUGGAAGAAGAAAUUGCCUCUGUCAAAUGGAAGGCAGGACUGGGAUGUUAAUGGGAAGGCUCUGAUAAAAUUGCCCAAAUCUGACGUUCCUUCGGAUGAACCCCUUUCAGAGGAUAGAAACACAAGAAAG